UGUUGCUCGGAGACUUUUAAAACCGAGGAGCGCUUGCUCGGGCCGUCCUGACUUGGAAGGCCAUGACCAGCCUCCGAGAGAAGCGCCAGCACCCCGCGGCAUUGAGGAGGAAACCGGACCAAACCGAACCACUCCGGCUCCCAGCCCGGGGUGUUCCUGAGGGAGCAGAGCCCCGGGAACGUGGGGCCCAGGCAAAGGGCCCCGAAGCGCCGCUGUCCCGCCGCGGGGCUGGCAGGGAGCGGGGGAAGGGGCGGGCCCUCCCUGGCUCCGUUGCCCGGCAGCGGCCGCGGCUCCGCCAUGCAGGCGGGCGAGCGGCGGGGGCGGCUGCGGCGGGAGGCGGCUGAAUAUUACCGAGGGCACCGGGUGCCGGAGCGGAUGGAGGAGGCGCUGAACACCCUGUUCCCGCUGCGCCCCGGGGAUGUCUACGGGGAGCUGGCUAACUACUUUUCUAAAUUUUCAAAAGCACCAGUAAUAUGCAAAUUGGUUGGAAGAAACGUUCUUGAUGGAGUUGGUCAGCCAACAUUAGAAGUGGAAAUAUACUGCACAGUUAAAAACUAUGAGAAGAGGAUUUGUUCCACUAUAAUGGCUUCUCAUUCUCAAAUACCUGAAAAUGCUUUACCUGAAACAAUUGAAGCUGAUGAGAAAGAAAGAAAGGACUCUGUUCAUACUGCUGUGGAAUGGGUCAAUGAAUCACUGAACACAAUGUUGAGAGACUUGGAGUCUACUGACCAGUGUCAAGCUGAUAAGAUACUUGGUGAAUACUUUGCAAAAAAGGUGGAAGAAAAAAAGGAAAUUCAAAAGCGAGAGGAAGAAGAAGCAGCAAAAGUUACUCCUGCCCCUUCUUCAUGCCCUCCAACCCCAAUACCUAAGCAAAAAAAAGGAGGAAAACCAGUAAAGAAGGUGUUAGUGAAAGAGAAUCCCAUCCCACCUGCAGAACCUGCUGAACCCGUGCUGUGUGGCAGCUUGGCCAUUGGGGGAACAUCACUUGCCAUAGCAAAGGCUGGGGCCACCAUUAGCCGUGUCCCAUUGUACUUAUAUAUUGCACUGCUGAAACAUGAUCAGGAGUCACCUAAAGAAAUGAUUCUACCACUCCCAAUGGUUACUCUGUUGAACUGUGAAAAAAAUUUACCUACGAAACUGAAAUUAGUGAAAGAAGUUAUGCUUAUACCACCAGUUGAGUUAUCACUCAAACAGGGCAUAGAAAGAAUUCAGGAUAUUCAGAAAGAAUUGACAAGACUGUUGGAGCCUUCAGGCAAAAUGCCUGGUCCACAAGCAGACAGUAAGAAAGGAAAAGCACAAAGUUCGGGGAAGAAAGCUCCGCCAGCACCCUUAAAAAGAAUAUCUCACUUAGGCUGCCUGACAACAGGAUAUGAUAAUCUAGAACAACUGCUACUCCUAAUGCAAGCAGCUUGCAAAAAUAUAGGUCUGGAGCUAGGAACAGACAUGUACUUAGCAAUAAAUUGUGCUGCUCAUCAAUUAAUGGAUUAUGAUAAAGGAAAAUAUGAAAUACUCACUGGAACGUUCAAAAGUCCUGAUGAAAUGGUUGCCAUGUAUGUGGAAAUGAUUAAUAAUUUUCCUUUUAUUAUUGCAUUAAUAGAUCCCUUAAGAAAAGAGGACAGAGAACAGUGGAGUAGCAUCUGUUGGUCCCUUGGUUCCAAAUGCUACCUGAUUGCUGAAGAUGCUGCCACACAUAUUUCCAAACUCAAAACUGACCAAAACAUAAAUAUAGCAAUGUGCAGUGGUGUUGUGCUGAAAUACAUUAACCAAACCAAGGUGUCAGACCUCAUAGAACUUACUGGAAUUCUCGAUGGUCAAAGACAUAUUACCAUAUUAGGAAGUCCAGAUGGAGAAUCUUUAGAUGAGAGCCUCGUGGAUCUGGUGAAACAAAACUUGAAUUUAUUGAUUUUGCUGCAGAAUCACAGCCAGAACAACUUCCUGAUGUGCUUCCUGCUCCAGAGCAGGAUUAGUUGCCUCCACAGCUCUCAGCCAGCCCUGCAGGUUCACAGCUCAGCUCCCAGAGAACAGCAGCUGACUUACAGCAGCUCACAUUAACUUUGGGAUAAAUCUCUAAGAAAAAACAUUUUACUAGGAAACUCAUAUAUUAACUACUCCUAAAUCAAUUUAUUUUCAUUCUAGUAUGAAACUUAUAUAUUAAAUUUUCCUUAAUCCGUUUCUUUUCAAGCAUUUCAGCCAAGUAUCUCUAAGAGAUUUCAAAUACUGGCUUCUCUUUUCCCAGGGAUCAUUGCCUUCAGCUGAAGCGAAAUUAACUGAGCAGCGACUAUAGUCUGAAAAUUCUGUGUUGCAUUUACAAAUUGACAAAACAAAUACUGCUGUGUUAAGUCCAAAACUAAAUGUUUGUUUUGAGAAAAUCAGAUUCUCCCUUGAUACAAAGAGCAAGCUGUUGACAAACAGUAAAAAAAAAAAAAAACCCACCACAUUUUACAAAAAAACAAAGGCCUUGACUGUUACGCUGCUCCAUCCCCACAUCCCUCAAUGCUGCUCUGAGAUCCAGCCUGCAAAGGAGAUUUUGCUCCCGUUGUAGCCCUCAAGACAAGUGCAUCAGUGCAAACCCCAAAUGUUGGGCACAGAGUUGUGACUGGCAUCAGUAGGAAGCCUGCUCCAGUUGGAAGCAGAGAGUAACAAGUCAAUUCCACAAGAUCUGGGAAACUUGUCAGGAGUCUUUUUAAUAAGCAACAAUGAAAAGUUAAAGAAAUAAUUUAUGUUCUAGGUAA
Molecule: messenger RNA, 2732 nt
Organism: Corvus hawaiiensis (hawaiian crow)
Lineage: Eukaryota; Metazoa; Chordata; Aves; Passeriformes; Corvidae
Gene: ENO4
Product: enolase 4
Exons: 13
Coding region: 298-2052 (584 amino acids)
Biological process (GO): glycolytic process
Cellular component (GO): phosphopyruvate hydratase complex
Molecular function (GO): phosphopyruvate hydratase activity; magnesium ion binding
Source: RefSeq, a predicted model, not a curated record